Messenger RNA from Symbiodinium sp. CCMP2456, 210 nucleotides. NCBI's taxonomy places the organism in Eukaryota, Dinophyceae, Suessiales, Symbiodiniaceae. The record is from the annotation of a GenBank genome assembly.
AUGUUGCCCUGCAAACACCCGAAUUCAUUCCAUGAUUGCUGGUGUUGUCAUGGGUUGGUUGAUGAUGCAGCGUUUUUUGGUCUUUCUUACAUCUCGAAGACUGGAGUUAGCGCGACACUUUCGAAGGCAGUCGUUCCAAAUGGGGUCCAUUUUGUCGUUCUUUUUUGCGAAGCAGCUUCCAGCUCCAGAAGCACAGGCAGGGCAAGGUAG